AUGACGACCAACCGUCCCAACAUCAUCUUCAUCAUGGCCGACGACCAUGCGGCCAAAUCCAUCUCUUGCUACGGCGCUGGAAUCAACCACACGCCCAAUCUCGACCGUCUCGCCACCGAAGGCAUGAAAUUCAACCACUGCUACGUAACAAACAGCAUCUGCACGCCGUCCCGCGCUGCAAUUCUAACCGGAACGCACAACCACGUCAACGGAGUCAUGACCCUCGACUCGAAAAUCAACAAGCACAUUCCGAAUGUCGCCAAGCACCUUCGCGUGGGCGGGUAUCAAACCGCAAUGGUCGGCAAAUGGCAUCUGGGCGAAGGCAAGAACCACGAACCCACGGGUUUUGACUAUUGGGAAGUCGUCCCGGGACAAGGCGAAUACUUCGACCCGCAAUUUAUUGGACCGGACGGUAUUCAUCGCGAGUAUGGGUAUGCCACCGAUAUCAUUACCGACAAGAGUCUCGACUGGAUUAAAUCCCGCGAUCAAAAGAAGCCCUUCUUCCUCAUGUGCCACCAUAAAGCACCACAUCGCAGCUGGGAAUGUGACCCCAAACAUAAAACUCUCUAUAAAGACCCCAUCCGUCUCCCGGAUACCUUCACAGACGACUAUAAGAACCGUGCGAAAGCAGCCUCCGUCGCGAAGAUGCGCGUCGCCGAAGACCUGACCUACAUGGAUCUCGGACUCGCGCAGCCAGAUGGCGGGAGGUCUGACGUCGGAUCAAAGAUGAUGGAUACAUGGUCGUCGUACGACCGCAAGAUCCCCGAUCCUGAAGACGUGACGGCAUUGAAAUUGAUCGACAAAGACGAUGGAACCGUCUUCACCUUCUCUUCUCGAGUCGAGCUCGCCGAAUUCAAAUUCCAGCGCUACAUGCAACGCUACCUUCGCACCAUCCAGUCUAUCGACGACAAUGUCGGCCGGAUGCUAGACUAUUUAGAUACGGAAGGUCUAGCAGAGAAUACAAUUGUCAUCUACACCUCCGACCAAGGCUUCUUCCUCGGUGAACACGGUUGGUUCGACAAGAGACUCGUCUACGAGGAGAGUUUCAACAUGCCUUUUCUCAUCCGGUACCCGCGCGAAAUCGCAGCUGGAAGCAUCUGCAACGAUAUCAUUAGCAAUGUGGACUUUGCGCCGACGUGGUUGGAUUAUGCCGCUUGUCGGAAGCCAUCAUACAUGCAGGGUGUGAGUUUUCGCGAGCUGCUGAAACAAAAUACCCCGGCCGAUUGGCAGCAGGUUGCGUAUCAUCGAUACUGGAUGCAUCGUGAUGUGAUUCAUGAGGCGUAUGCGCAUUAUGCGGUGCGUGAUAAGCGGUAUAAACUGAUUUAUUGGUAUAAUGAGGGUUUUGGAAUUGAAGGGACGAGACCUGGCGGGGAAGAGAAGGAGUGGGAGCUUUUUGAUCUCGAUGAAGAUCCGUUGGAGCUGUUUAACUGCUAUCGUGAAGAGAAAUAUGCAGGAGUGGUAAAGCAUAUGACAAGAUUGUUGGAGGAGAAGAUGGAAGAGAUUGGCGAUGAGCCUGUUCACCCGAGGGAGGCACACCUGUAA
This is a messenger RNA of Penicillium argentinense, 1542 nucleotides long. RefSeq names its product sulfatase family protein. The record is from RefSeq and is a predicted model, not a curated record. Bases 1 to 1542 code for a protein of 513 amino acids. The transcript has a single exon. NCBI's taxonomy places the organism in Eukaryota, Fungi, Ascomycota, Eurotiomycetes, Eurotiales, Aspergillaceae.